This is a messenger RNA of Antrostomus carolinensis (chuck-will's-widow), 900 nucleotides long. Its product is annotated as cadherin-13. The annotation marks the transcript as partial. NCBI's taxonomy places the organism in Eukaryota, Metazoa, Chordata, Aves, Caprimulgiformes, Caprimulgidae. Gene Ontology annotation, biological process: cell morphogenesis; cell-cell adhesion mediated by cadherin; multicellular organism development. The record is from RefSeq and is a predicted model, not a curated record. Gene Ontology annotation, cellular component: plasma membrane; adherens junction; catenin complex. The transcript has 5 exons. Gene Ontology annotation, molecular function: cadherin binding; beta-catenin binding; calcium ion binding.
GAACGACUGUGAUGCGUAUGACAGCGUUUGAUGCUGACGACUCUAGCACAGACAAUGCUCUUCUGCGAUAUAACAUCCUCAAACAGACACCUACCAAACCAUCCCCAAACAUGUUCUAUAUUGACCCAGAAAAGGGAGAUAUUGUUACAGUGGUGUCACCUGUACUGCUGGAUCGUGAGACUAUGGAAACCCCAAAAUAUGAACUGGUUAUAGAAGCUAAGGAUAUGGGUGGUCUUGAUGUGGGACUAACUGGCACAGCAACUGCCACUAUUCUUAUUGAUGACAAAAAUGACCAUCCACCAGAAUUUACCAAGAAGGAGUUUCAAGCCACAGUAAAGGAAGGAGUCACAGGUGUAAUAGUAAACUUAACUGUUGGUGACCGAGAUGACCCAGCCACUGGAGCAUGGAGAGCUGUCUACACCAUUAUUAAUGGAAAUCCAGGGCAGAGUUUUGAAAUCCAUACCAAUCCCCAGACUAAUGAGGGAAUGCUCUCUGUUGUCAAACCUUUGGACUAUGAGAUUUCGGCAUUUCACACGCUGCUGAUCAAAGUAGAAAAUGAAGACCCGCUGAUUCCAGACAUAGCCUACGGCCCCAGUUCCACAGCGACAGUUCAGAUCACUGUUGAGGAUGUGAAUGAAGGCCCAGUUUUUCACCCAAACCCAAUGACAGUGACAAAACAGGAAAACAUCCCUAUUGGCAGUGUUGUGUUAACAGUAAACGCCACUGAUCCAGAUACUUUGCAACAUCAGACUAUCAGGUAUUCGGUUUACAAGGAUCCAGCAAACUGGCUAGAAAUUAACCCUACAAAUGGUACCAUUGGCACUACUGCUAUCCUGGAUCGGGAAUCUCCUUAUGUUCAGAACAACAUAUACACUGCUCUCUUUCUGGCAAUAGACAGCG